Messenger RNA from Pisolithus orientalis, 470 nucleotides. RefSeq lists its product as uncharacterized. The transcript has a single exon. The record is from RefSeq and is a predicted model, not a curated record. NCBI's taxonomy places the organism in Eukaryota, Fungi, Basidiomycota, Agaricomycetes, Boletales, Pisolithaceae. Bases 158 to 385 code for a protein of 75 amino acids.
CGUUUAUAUCCACGGAGGCAGUAGAUGGAGCGUAAAGCAUAACGCCUCGGGAGGAAGCCCAAAGCAAUGUAAGAAAGAACGUAAAAAAAGCGGCAAGGUCAGCCACCGAUGGGAGGACGGGUCUCCGGUACGACGGCAACCAGUUCAUUGUCGACUUAUGAUGGACCUGCGGUGGAUGGAUCUAUUACUGGUCGUGGCAGUGGCACCAGGCGCGAGGGCCGCUGGACCGAUCUCCUGUUUCCUGACUACUCAUCCGCCCGGGCAUAGGAGAAAGAGUCGUGAAAGGGUAGAGACGAAAAGGAACAGAUACCUUGUACCCAAAUACGGAUACGAUCUGCCUAAUCGGAGGGGACGAGAAGAUCGGCGGAUAUGUAAGAACUCGUGACAAGAAAAGAAAAGGAGGGAAAAGGGGGAGUCACAAACCUAAAAGGCAAGGGGAUCAACGCCAUUCCGGAAAAGGAAAGAAUGAC